AUGAUUGCUGCCAAGCUGACCUUCCUACUGACCCUCCUCACUACUGGCCUCGGUGGCACCUCUCUGGGCCUCCACGGUGGCAUCUUUCACGCUGGCAUCCAACAUGGCGGCGCAUAUGGUGGGAUUCCUGGCGGCGGCAUCCACCACGGUGGAGUCCAUCACGGUGAAAUCCACCAUGGCGGUGUUAUCCACGGCGGCCCAGUCUACCAUGACGUCUAUCACAACGCUCCAGCUCACUAUAACUUCGCUUACGGUGUCCAAGACGACUUCUCCGGCACCAACUUCGGUCACAGUGAGUCCCGGGACGGCUACAAGACAGAAGGGAAGUACUUCGUCAAUCUUCCCGACGGUCGCAUCCAGACGGUCAAGUACUACGCGGACGAGCACGGCUACCACCCGGAGGUCUCCUACGAGGGCGUCGCCCGCUACCACCUCCCUGGACCCGGCUACGGUGGCUACCACUAG
Procambarus clarkii (red swamp crayfish) is the source of this 465-nucleotide messenger RNA. Lineage: Eukaryota; Metazoa; Arthropoda; Malacostraca; Decapoda; Cambaridae. The record is from RefSeq and is a predicted model, not a curated record.